Molecule: messenger RNA, 1604 nt
Organism: Liolophura sinensis
Lineage: Eukaryota; Metazoa; Mollusca; Polyplacophora; Chitonida; Chitonidae
Product: choline transporter-like protein 1
Exons: 14
Coding region: 1-1239 (412 amino acids)
Biological process (GO): transmembrane transport
Cellular component (GO): membrane
Molecular function (GO): transmembrane transporter activity
Source: RefSeq, a predicted model, not a curated record
AUGUCCUAUAAGUCAAUUUUGAAACAUUUUCCUCCUGCUGCAUAUUACCUCGGUACACAUUUUAUACGCUGUCCUACAGCCUACCAAACAUUAGAAGAGUUACUGAAAACCCCGGUUAUUACAGACGAAGUACGGACAUGGCUGAUUUAUGCUUCCUGCACAACUGUCGUCACGUUCAUCCUUAUCAUCAUUUUAUUAUUUCUGCGAAAGAGGAUCGGUUUGGUUGUACAGUUGUUCCGAGAGGCCGGAUGUGCUGUCCGACGUAUUCCUAUGAUUCUGUUUCAACCAAUGUGGACAUUAAUCACCAUCGCGGCUACAGUAGCAGUAUUAGUUGUUGUAGCGCUUUACGUAGAAACGGCUGGAACGCCUUCGUUGGAUCUAGAGAAUGGUUUUGGUAUCAACUAUGACAAGGAUGAAACUUGGCAGGUUCUCCGCUGGUACUAUUAUUUCGGUGCUCUUUGGAUCACGGCAUUCAUAUUUGCGUGUCAGGAUGUCAUCAUCGCCGGGGCCGUGGCCACUUGGUACUUCAACAGAGAGAAGCGCUCUCUGGGAUGGCCUAUAUAUGCAUCCACUUGGCGAUUGUUUAGAUACCAUUUAGGGUCUGUCGCAUUUGGAUCUCUUAUCAUCGCUAUCAUUAGGUUUAUUCGCCUAAUGCUUGCGUACAUACAAAGACAAUUAAAAGGUCGAACUGGAAAAGUGGCUCAGUUUUUAUUAAAGAUGAUGCAUGUCUGUCUCUUGUGUUUCGAGAAAUUUAUCGCUUUUCUGAACAGAAAUGCAUAUAUCGAAGUGGCGAUAUAUGGGCACAGUUUUUGCACAGCCGCAAAGAAAGCCUUCAUGCUGAUUGUAAGCAAUGUUGUUCGAGUGGCUGUCAUUAAUUCCAUAGGCGAUUUCAUUCUUUUCCUCGCGAAACUCAUUCCCAUUGGCGUAGUCAUCGUUGCAGGGAGAGAGUUAUUGAAGGACCGCCCCGAUGUUAGCAUGAUAGCCAUUCCCAUUGCACUGGUGGCAUGUUUUACGUUUGCUAUCUCGCAUUGCUUUAUUGGAGUAUACGAGAUGGUGAUUGACACAAUAUUUAUUUGCUUCUGCGAGGACUGCGAACAGAAUGACGGAGACACGAAGCCCUACUACAUGAGCAAAGGUUUAAUGAAGUAUAUGAAUGCAUCUAAGAAAAUGGAACUUGGCCGAAAGAAGAAAAGCAAAACACAAGACAACUCAAAAUCAUCCGAUGAAGACAAAAAAUAACUGAAAAUAACUGGAAAUGAGAACUGAAGUCUUUCACAUGUUUUGUUCUUAACUGAAAUGUAUUUUAAUGCAUAGAUUCUUAUACAUGUAUGUGGCAUCAACCACUGAUAUUAUGAUGAAACCAUCCCUCCAGUCUUUUCAAAGUCUUUCUACAAUUUGAAAAAAAAACAUUAAAUGCCUGUAUAAAAAAUAUAAAGAUGCACUUUUUUAAAAAUUAUUUUCAUGUUUUAUUUUGAUUCCUUUACAAUCCUAUAUAUUAUUCUAUGUGGAUAAUGGUUGAAAAAAAAAUGCCAUUGACUUCAAUAUACAGCUGGUAUUCAUUAAAGGGUCAUCACACAAAAAUCACAUACUACAAUAUUCAAAUA